This is a messenger RNA of Mizuhopecten yessoensis (Yesso scallop), 6215 nucleotides long. RefSeq lists its product as uncharacterized. The coding region runs from base 1260 to 2132 and encodes 290 amino acids. The record is from RefSeq and is a predicted model, not a curated record. The transcript has 4 exons. Lineage: Eukaryota; Metazoa; Mollusca; Bivalvia; Pectinida; Pectinidae.
UCGAAGCGGGAGGGGGCUACUGACGGGCGAAUUUUCACAUGUGCUAAAUUAUUGAUAGGGCCUGUCUUGACUUCUUCCUCCUGAUUAUGUAAAUAGGUGCUGUGAUCGAACCCUUUGCUGACUGACAGUAUAGCUGUGUCCAUACGUGGCGUUACCUGUACAGAGCAAACUAGAAUGUAUUGAUUUUCUCCAGGUAUAACGGAGUAACAGCUGGUUCUCAAAGAUGACUGUAUCUCCGGUAUACAGCUGAUUUGAAACGUUUUCUCUGUGAUUUUUCGCAUUUAUAUAUAUGUCUUUAAAUCCACGAGUAGGGACCACGCCCUGCUAGCUCGCUACCUACACAUAUCGGGGUGCGGUCGAUUCAGUACAUUGUUCAUAAGUCUUGUUCUGUGUUGCAAUGCUGGUGGCAUCUUUGUUGGAAUACGGGCCGCUGUCGAGUGCUAUCCUGGGUGCUUCAGUGUUUACAUUAAAGUGGGGAUAAAUACGUCUGUUUCUCAAGUGGAAUGUUACAUCUAUGUUACCGUUUAAGGAGAUUGAGAUAAGUAUGUAACGCGGUCACGUGGUUAUUGGAUUUUAAAUCAAUCGGAUUCGGUACGUGAUAAGGUAUACUUAGUGGAGUAACUGUCGUGUAAGGACGUACGUACUGGGAGACCUCAGCUUAUAUUUGUAUACAUAUAAACAAGUAGAUCGGAUUCUCUUAAUGAUACAAACAGGGAAUUACAAGGAUGGUGUAUUUGUUAUGCCGUGAUGAAUAGACAGAAACAGUCGAUACAAUGCUAUGAAAUAUACAAAGAUGUUUAGUCUAUAUUGAAUAUGAUAGCUUGGAAUAUACAAGAGUACUAGUGGUGUUAUCAUUCUAAAAAGAAAAACAACUGUUAAAGAAACUUCAAAUACUUAUUUUGGAGUACAGCACAUCCCGGAAAAGCAUCAGUGAAUAUUUACUCAGGAUAGCGAUUAGUGAAUAUUUUAACUCAGGACAGAAUACUAGUGAAUAUCAACUCCAGAUACAACACAGUGAAUACUCACCCGGGAAAACACACCAGUAAAUACUUACUUGGGAUAGCAUACCGUGACUACCACACCGGGAUAGCUCGCGAUAACCUACCAGUGAAUAUUAACUCGGGAUCGCACACCAGUGGUUGUUGACUUGCUAUAUAACAAGGAAUUAUUGUAUCGACGUCGCGGUAAAACCUAGAGUGCGUUGGGUACCACAGGGAAGCUGAUUUCGAUUUUGCGAUUUUGAAAUAAUAUGGUAUCGCAUGGGCUUUGGAAUCAGCAAACAGGUUACGAUCAACCAAAGGAACAAAGAUAGCCCCAGAAGCACCGUCAUCGUAUUCAGCAAAGAGGACGCAGAGAGUGUACUAAAGGGAGAAGAAACUGGCACCUAUCUCUUGUAUCGGGACCAUGACACCGAUAGGCUCUACCUGUCCCUAAGAUCGAGUGAUUAUGUAGAGCACCAUCGAGUAAAUUUCGAGGAUAAUCUUUAUUAUAUGGACAACCAGCCUUACCCCUACCUCGACUCCAUUGUCCUGUAUCAUCAAAAACAUAGACUCAACGGUACCAAACUCACCCACCACGCGCAGCUAAGUGCACGAACGGUAAAGAUGUUCACCAUGAAAGUGACAGCACGAAACGGAAAUGUUGUAACAGACGAUAGUGUGGCGUCAGACGAUGCAGAGGUUCCGGGGGAUGACGUCAGAAUACCAGGUAUAGAACAUACCAAUGACAUGGUGCUUGGCAGACAGCGAAUAAGUAAGUCAAGCGGACGCUUAUGGAUGUCGGGAAUGCAAAAAUCCUUAAAGCGCAUGUCCGUUAGUGAAUCCUAUGACCUUCAAGAAGGUAUCUACUCAACACGUAAUGACAUCCAACCUAAUUCACCAGUCAGAGGAAACGGUCACGUGACUCAUUUAGCAGCGGAGGAAUCGGAUGAGUCAGACGAUCUGGAUGAUGUGCGAAAAUAUAUGUUUGAAAAUGAGGAAGGACUAACAGAACAUAAUAGUGCGUCAAAUAAUAACAUUGUUUCCGGUCGGUAUUCCGGAUAUGUCGUAGACGAAUCAGACAUCGAACUGUGUGAAGAUCAGUCGUCUCUAUUUGAAGACGAGUCUAAUAUCCUGUACUGUAGCCAUUUAUAGGGGGCAAACCAACAAUAUUGUACUCAUAUUAUGAAUAUGCAGCCAUGUUACAUUGAAAUGUCUUAGAAUUUGUUUGUAUUAAUUUCUAAGACAACACUAUUGUCAUGUGAAAAACCAAACAGUGCUAAAAGCGAUUGGUCCCUCUCCUUUAAAAAUACAAACGAAAAAUUAGGACUUGAGCAAGUCUGCUACUUCAUUGAUGACGCAUUUUUAAGCCAAGUGUGAAAAAAGAACUACUCGCGCUAUCCUUAUGACUGCUCGGUUCAGCAGACACUAAAACAGCCAUUUUGUUAAAAAGUAUAGACAAACUUAUCACGCAUCAUUUGAUAUAAAUUCAGUACCACCUGUGUAAUCCGACUCAUGAUAAUUUCGACAUCCUCUCCAAUCCAACAUUAUUACUCAAUGCUAUUUUGUAAGGACACUAUAAAUAAUACUGUACCUGUAUGUUAGGACAUCCUGUAUUAUUCGACUUCCAUUUCUUAUGUAAUUAUAUGAAACUAGUCCUGUUUAUUCCGACAUCGUGUUUAAUUUGGCCAUAACUUUAUCCUGCUGAAUGUUGGACAAGCCAGGAUUACUGCACAAGUAUAAAUGUAUUUUUUGUACAUUAGACCUGUACAUCUGUGUAUUCUGACAGCCUGUCCAAUCCGACUUAUUAUAGCCCGACUGUUUAUCGAAGCUGUUAAACAAAACCUGUGUAUUUCGACAUUCUGUCUAACCUAGCCAUUAUAUUGCCCUACAUGGUGUCGGAUAAAGCAGGUUUUGCGUUAUUUAGCGCCACAAAAAACCUCUCUGCUUUCUCGGCAAUUACCCUACAAAAACGUUGGAGACCAAAUCAAUUCAAGCAUCUAUGGACAAAACUUAGCCAUAUAAAGUCAGUAGGCUCAAAGUCAUGUACAUGUAAGUAAAGACACCAUCUUUUAUUGAAUUGAUUUUGAAUACUUCAGGCUUAUUUUACAUUUUGUUAGGUCCGAAACUAUAAAAGUUCGGAAAAACUGUAUAUGCCAUAUUGCCAAUGUAUACGUUUAGUAGAACUACUUCCGGUUUUCCGAUGUGUGACCGUAACUUAAUUUUUUUCUACAUUGCUAAAAUACUAUGUCAUGAAAAUAUUUUUCUGUUGAUUUUUCGUCAGUUUUAAAUAUUUUCAUUUCUGUUCUAAUUGUGAUCUUUUGUUGAGAGUUAUUUCCCCUUAAACCCGGUAACUGGUAAUCAUUCAGACAUAAUGGAGUUUAUUUUUGUGUACAUUUCACAAGAACUCUUUAAAUGAAUUCAGAUUUUCAAACAUACUGUUACUGAAAUGAUUUGAAGGUGUUUUUGAUGUUGAACCUUUUUCGGAAUAAGGUGGUUUAGCCAUGCCAGAGUAAAGCAACGUAUAGCCUUAAACUUGUAUCCCACUGAAACGUGUAGACACAUAUUUACAAUAUAGGUAAAUUAACAUGUGUAGAAUAUGGAAACACAUUUCUAUGAUUAAGCAGGAGUGAAUGGGGACGAAUGAUAGGUUCCUGUGAUCGACUUUCUAGUUCGUCUUACCACUAAUAUGUAUGAACGGUUUUGGUGGUGGAGGAAAGCCGCAAAAAAACACCGACCUGCGGUAAGGACAUGGUCACUGCACUACAUAGGCCUUGAACCCACGACCAAGUGGUGGAGGGCUAGUGAUCGAGGACAGUCAGACGUCUAAACCACUCGCGCACGUCGGCCCCCUAGGAUUGUCAACUAAAGCGUACUUUAAUAAGUUUAGCAAUUUUGGACAAUUUGACAUGUACUGCCGAUAUAUUCUGUAUUUAUUUUGACAUGUAAUGCAGAUAUGUACUUAUCCAUUCCAUAUUCUUAUAAAAUAUUUGUUUGUUAGAAAACGACAUUUACUUUAUCAUAUAGGAUUUUUGUAGGUUUCUUAUUACUUCUCGGUUUGAAAUAAAAACAAAAUAAAAACAAAUAACUUAAAUAGUAAAAUGAAAAUAAAAUGUCUUCAGGAUAGCAAUUAUGUAUGAUCCAUUAGAUGACCUUAUAUAAUUAAAUGUUCUAUGCAAACAAAUCGCCUAUACUCUAAACUUUGUUUUUCUUUGUCAUAUUCGUGGGCUACAGGUACCUGUUUCAGACAGUAAUACAUCCAGUGAUUGUGUUCUUUUUUCUACUCUACAGUUAGUGUAAACAAUAUAAUUCUGCAUUAAAUUAAAUUUAAAUUGCUUUUUCCAUUUUCCAUUUUCGACAAACCAUUUCUUAAAACUCAUAUAUAUAUAUAUAUAUAUUUGUGUGUGUGUUUAUGUGUAACAUAUUGACUUAUUUCUCCAUAUCCUGAUUGUUUAUGGCUAUUUUUCAUAUUUAUAUAUUAUUUUCUCAAAAAAAGUGAACUUCACAAAGAAAACUGCAUGUCUGUGAAAUCAAAUUAUUCCCAGCAGAAGUGAUUUUAAUCUAAAGUGUUGAGUUCAGAAAUUUCGAAAUUAUAUCAUUUUUGUAGUCGAUGGAAGUAAUUUCGAACGAAUAAUCUUUUCAUUUUUUUUUCGAAAUGCAAAGAUUAUCAUGUUGUCAAAAUGAUGUCAGAAUCACAUAUUGUAAAGCUAGUACGACAUUUCAACUACUUUAUAUUUCGCUUUUUGGGUCAAUGACAUUUCCUUAUAAUAACAAGUGAAAAUGUUUAAACAGCUAAUAUAAAAAUUCAACCAUUUCGAAAGGGUUGCAUUAAGAAAUUACAAAAUUAUUGUAUUUGUCGAUUUUAUAUUUUUUAUUUUACAUUAUGACAAUUGGACUAUUGACUUAAAAUAUUUUUGAACCUAUCAUAUUUUGAAAAUCUUUAAGCUGACCAGGAGAAGAAAAUCCGGGUACCGUUUUCGUGUCAAGAUCCGGGCACUGUGUCUUGGUGACGUUAAAAAUAUAUGCAAUAUAUCUACAUGUUAUGUAAAUAAGCAGCAGAUUUACAUAAGUAAUCUAGAAUAUUACAGAUUAGAUAUAUACUUUAUUUAUCAUUAUAUAAAAAGCAUACUUCAACAAUUGUAUUCGUUGAGAAUAUUAUGAAUAACGUCAUAUAACGUUUGUUUAUUUGCUAUUUUAUUACCUUUUAAAUUAAGUAUCGCAUCAGAUCAAAGUGAGAAAAAUGAUUACCUAGUGAUGUGACCUCUUGUUCCACACAUAGUGUGGCUAAGUGUUAGUAAAUUCUUGUUAACUUUAAUGAUCCCUGUCCCACUGCAGGGGGAAAUCACUAGAGAAUCACACUGAAGCCUUUCGUACAUAGAGUAACCCCCCCCUUCGUUGUUUUUGGCUUUAACUAUAGCGCGACUGUGCCAGGUGAUCCGGUGACCAGGUAGUUCAGUUGGUACAUCCUCGAUAUCCAGGGGAUACGCUCACUUUUGCUCUCUACACUCCUGGAAUAUGUCAUAGCAAAAUCGAAGGCUCAGUGUGCAGCACCUUGUGGACAAACCGAGAAGACUAGUUUGAUCCUUUGAUGUUCAUCAAAAGAAUCUCGUGGUCGCGUGUCGGUAAAACUUACUGGCUUUGAAGUAGGGUGACGCAUCUCUGUAAUCUUCAAAGAGCAUGCAUCAGCCAAGUGAUUGGUCAGAUUUUUUUGCCUGACACCAAUCAAAAAGCUAGGCGCGUGCCUUUAAUUUUGCUAUGACAUAUUCCAGGGGUGCAGAGAGCGAAAAGGAGCGUAACCCCUGGAUAUCGAGGAUGAGUUGGUAGAGCGAGACCAUAAAAUCCUGGCCUGGUCUCACUCAGGUGUGGUUUUCUAUUCAGUAAUGAUUUAACAAUGCAUAGUUACAUUUUUUGGCAGUGGUAUGGUGAUCCUUAAAAAUACUUUUCUGACCGACUACUGUUACUCAACUAAGAAAAAUAUCAGCAGUGAAAAUUAAGACCAAUAGUACAGUUGGUAUAACGAACUUGGCAACGGUCAGGAGGACCAAACUGUGACCUUGACUUUGAAAGGAACGAGGCGAACAUCUAUUCCUUAACAACGUUAGCAUAUUAAAUUAAUGUAAUGUAUAUUGAAGCUAAAAUAUAUGUAUCACGUUUAUGUAACAUAUUGCAGUAUGAUUGUACAGGAUAUAUAUAUAUAUAACAUACUCAAGACUCACAAUAAUAUUUUUUAAAGAGAUA